AUGAGUGAAAAAGAAGAGUAUAAAAAUAAUAAUAAUAAUAAUAAUAAUAAUAAACAAAUUGAUAAGCAAAAUAAAAUACCAAUAAAGGGUUAUCAUAUUUCAGCUAAAUUAACAUACUUUAAAUUAUUGGAAGAUUAUUAUUUUAGUAAAAGAAAUGAUUGGAUCAAAGUAAAUGCACUUACAGCACCAAUUGGUGAAGAUUUUCAAUCAACUAUUGAUUUAUGUAACCAAUAUUCUAAUGAAAAUAAUAAUAAUGAUAAUGAUAAUAUUGAUAAAUCAAAAAUACCAUUACUAUAUACAAAUUUAUCAAUUGAACAUAAUGAAAAAACAAUGGCUAUAAGAGGACCUUAUUUUUUAGAUCAUUCAUCAAUUGAAUCAUCAAUUGAAUCAUCAAUUGAAUCAUCAUCAUCAUCAUCAUCAUCAUUAUCAUCAUCAUCAUCAUCAUCAUCAUCAUCAUCAUCAUCAUCAUCAUCAUCAUCAUCAUCAUCAUCAUCAUCAUCAUCAUCAUCAUCAUCAUCAAAUAAUAAAUUAGCUAGAAUUAUUAAUAAUAACUCAAUAAUUAGAAAUGCAAUUCCAAAUUAUCAAAUUUUAACAGAUAAAUAUUUAUUAUAUAAACAUUUAUUUAAUAGUAAAUCAAAAUAUCAAGUACCAACAUAUUUUAUAAAUAGAGGUAAAUUUGAAAAUAAAUUAGAAAUUAAUGAUAAUGAUAAUAAUGAUAGAGUUAUUUGGUAUUUAAAAGAUCCAUUAUUAAAUAAAUCUCAAGGUAUUAAAUUAUUUAAAUCAAUUGAAAAUGUAUUAGAGUUUAUUGAAAUUAAUGAAAAUAAAAAUAGCAGAUAUUUAUUACAAAAAGAAAUUCAUCCAAAAUUAUUAAAUGGUAUAUUUAAAUUUGAUAUUAGAAUUUUCCUUGUUAUAACAUUUACACCAAACCAUACAUUAGUUUAUAUAUUUAAAGAAGGUAUUGUCAGAUCAACAAAUUCACCCUACAAAAAAGGUGACAUAACUAGAGAUUCACAAUUAACAAACUUUUGUUAUCAACUUGAAAUUAAUCCUGAUUUUCAAAAUAUUUUACCACUUUCCCAAUUUGAAAAAAAUAAUAAUAAUAAUAAUAAUAAUGAAAAUAAUAAUAAUGAAAAUAAUAACAAUGAAAAUAAUAAUAAUAAUAAAAUAUUUAAUAAACUUAAAAAUGCAACAAAGAAUAUAUUUUCAUCAUUAUUAAAUAUAUUAAAUAAUCAAGCAAGUGGUGAUAAAAUAAGUGGUUGGUCAUUAUUUGGUCUAGAUUUUAUUUUAGAUGAAAAUGAAAAUCCAUUCCUUUUGGAAAUUAAUAUUUCACCCUCAACUUUUCAAAAAUCACCAAAUGAUGUUUCUUCAAUUUGUCAAAAUUUGAUUAAACAAGUACCAAUAAUUACUUUUUGA
Messenger RNA from Dictyostelium discoideum AX4, 1413 nucleotides. RefSeq lists its product as hypothetical. The coding region runs from base 1 to 1413 and encodes 470 amino acids. The record is from RefSeq and is a predicted model, not a curated record. Lineage: Eukaryota; Evosea; Eumycetozoa; Dictyosteliales; Dictyosteliaceae. Gene Ontology annotation, molecular function: ligase activity; tubulin-tyrosine ligase activity. The transcript has a single exon.